Molecule: messenger RNA, 725 nt
Organism: Rhipicephalus sanguineus (brown dog tick)
Lineage: Eukaryota; Metazoa; Arthropoda; Arachnida; Ixodida; Ixodidae
Product: COMM domain-containing protein 4
Exons: 1
Coding region: 107-709 (200 amino acids)
Source: RefSeq, a predicted model, not a curated record
GUCAAGUGGGAGGAGCAAGCAUAACGAAUUGCUCGGUCUAUGCAUUCCUGAUUUCAUCUGCAAAACAAGAGUUCCCCAACACCUAUCAGGCCGUUAGAGCGACGAUAUGUUGUUCAAGUUUUGCGGUGACCGGGAUUGCCCCGACUGGCUUCUCGCCGAAAUCGGUUCUCUGUCGAAGAUCAGCUCCGUGAAAGUCAAGUUGCUCUGCGCGCAAGUGGUCAACGGUCUCCUGCACUCCAAGAUAGACUUCGAUAAGGUAGCCAAACUGACGGCAGACUCCAAGUUCACGGAGGACGAUGUCAAAGGCGUGCUCAUGGCCUUGGAAUUCAUACUGAAGAACUCCACCAAGUUCUCCGUCGACGAGGAGACGCUCGUGAACGAACUCACGCAGCUAGGUCUUCCUCGGGAGCACGCGGUCUCGUUGAGCAAAGUCUACGCGGAUCGCUGUACAGAGAUACUGGCCGUGCUGAAAGAACAAAGUCUAAGGUUGUCCUCGCUAGAAGGAACGCCUCAAUGGCGCCUGGACUACGUGCUAGAAUCGAGCGUAGCCGGAGAAGUGUGCCAACCGUCGGUUCAGAUGAAACUCGCCGUAAGACAAGGCGACGAAGUCAAGCCUGUGCAUUUCACCAUGUCCGCCGAAAAGUGUGGAGUCAUGCUUCACGAGCUAAAGCAACUUCACAAAGUGAUGAAAAGCCUUGAAGAGUCUUAAAGCUUUCCGAUGUCUU